CGCCCUCUGGAGCAAGCCGCUCCCGAUAUGCUCCCCCCCCCCCCGCCUCAAUUGCCGGGUCGUCCCCGGCCCAUGUGCCGCUCGAGAACCCCACGGACUAGAGGUGUACAGGGCAGGCAUGAACAGGAUCCUCGUCGUAGCAGUAGUUUCAGUAUAACGUGA
Molecule: messenger RNA, 162 nt
Organism: Bipolaris zeicola 26-R-13
Lineage: Eukaryota; Fungi; Ascomycota; Dothideomycetes; Pleosporales; Pleosporaceae
Exons: 1
Source: RefSeq, a predicted model, not a curated record